AUGACGGAGCCGGGGGACGGGAGUAGGAGGCGGCGGGAGGCGGAGGCGGAGGCGCCGGUUGUGGCGCUGGAGUGCGUGGCGGGGAGCUCCAAGGCGGAGGAGUGGGGCGGCGGCGCGGGCGUCGUGCAGGAGGGGGACGUGGUGGAGGCCGUCCGCGUGGGCCGCGGCUCCGGCGGCGGCGGCGGCGCCGGGGCAGCGCUAGAGCUCGAGGCGCCGUUCAAGGGCGGGCGCACCGGGCUGCACAAGGCGCUGCACGCGGCGUUCAAGCGCGGGGAUACCUCCGUGGAGGUGCGCGUGCGGGGCGGCAGGGAGCUGCAGGCCUGCAUCGUGCCGCACCAUGCCAGUCCCGGCGCCGGCGGCGGAGGGGGCAGGAAGCAGUACGUUCUGCGGUCGCUGCACGACCCCAACUACUUGCUCGGAUUCGUCGACCGCCUCGAGAGCGAGUGCCUCGUCUUACAAGGAACGAGGAGCACAAGAGUUGCAUCAGCCUUGAGCAAGGCACAACUCCAGGAUGGCUAUGUCGCAUACCCAUGGGACAAGAAGAUGCAUGACACGCUGUGCGCAACCAACUCCAGCUGCUACUUCUCGAUGCUUGUCCUGCCCAAGGCUCUAGACAACAAUGCUUGUCACUACGAGUCCUUCGAUGAUACCCUGGCGCGUGCCAAUGCAUGGUUCUGCUCUUCGCAGGCCUCGGGGAUACCCAUCGAUCUCAUGAAUUUGCAGAGUGAAGCUCUUCUCACCAAGAUAUCUGGAGAGACAGCGUCUGCAUCUGUGAAUUCAAGUUCAUUAUCUGAUCUGUCGAACGUCACUAAUGCGACGCUCUACGGUUUUGAAGAUUACCAUGGAGUGGAUAUUGGUGUGGUAAAGGCAGCACGGCUUUGGUACAGCUGCAUAGGAGGAGAAUUGCUGCUGGAAAUCCCACUUGAAGAAGGUGACACAAGGCUUGGCUUUGCCAUCAGCCGAACUGAAGAGGGUUUUAUCUACAUAUCAUCUGUAAUCGAAGAUGACAAGGAAAGCGAGGCACCAUCAACGCGAUCUGGGCUCUGUGAUCUGUUCAACCGGGCCAAGCAGGUGUCGAAACUUCUGAUCAUCUCAAGGGUGUCCAAUGAGAAGGUCCUACCUUGGAUGAUCUCCAGUUCAGGGGCAGUCCGUUGCUUCGACACCAUCUCCCUCAGCCAAAAACUCUCCUUGCACCGCCUCGCAGUGCGCCCCAUCCAGCUGCAUUUGCUUGCUUGGGAGAAACCUUCUGGUCCAGCAGAGAGGAUCACGUGUUCACCGAAACUACCCCCGCCUUCAACACCGCUCCCUCAACUACACCAAAACCUUGUGGAGACCAUUGAAGGUAGAGUAGAUGUUGAAGAGGAUUAUGUUGGGGAUUUGUCGUUUCGGCUCGAUGAUAUCUCAUUCGAGAGCAGCUGGGUAUGA
This is a messenger RNA of Miscanthus lutarioriparius, 1425 nucleotides long. The record is from the annotation of a GenBank genome assembly. Lineage: Eukaryota; Viridiplantae; Streptophyta; Magnoliopsida; Poales; Poaceae.